CUCUCAUCUUCAUGCCUGUUCUCGAGACAUACACUCCCCCCGCUGUAUCCCAAGGGCCCGGCCUAGUCAUGUGUGAUAGAAAGCCUCACUACACGCUAUAAUAUCCUUCCUCCUUCCCAUCAUCUCGACACGUGCCCGUGAUAUCGCAUUUGUUUCCGUCUCGAAGACAUAUCGAGGCCAUGCCGAAGAGCGGCCGCCCUUGUUUGGCGACCGGUGACUGAUGGUCACGGGUGACGAACUUGUCUUUCCGCUCGGUCAGAGCUGUACUUCAACUUUCUGCCAGCUCUCUACACUCCUUGCCAGCUCUCCACACUCGUCACGCUCGUCGUCCCGAACACCCCCGCUGUCGUUGACAGACAGUCCUCGUAAUUCUCACCUCGACGACUCGCCAUGUCCAACCUAGAGAUCCAAGAAGUAGAGGCUGCAGAUCAAGUAAAAGUUGAAAGUUCACCCCCUCACCAUCCCUCAUCGACUCGGCCGACUUCAGUCACUCUCAGCCCAUCUCGCAUUAGAAACCCCAUCAUCAACUGGUUCUUGAACCUUGCAUCUGGCAUUAUUCUAGACAUUAGAUCUCGCAGUCCUUACUACUUCAGUGAUUGGACCGAUGCUUGGAACUAUCGUGUUGUUCCUGCAACCGCUCUCAUCUUCUUUGCAAACGUUAUUCCGGGAAUCGCUUUCUCUCUAGAUCUCAUAGAAACUACCGAGCAGUAUGGUGUAGCAGAAGUCCUUCUCUCGUCGUUCAUGGCCGCAUUUAUUUUCUCCGUUUUUGGUGCACAACCUCUUUGCAUCGCCGGAGUUACUGGCCCUAUUACUGUCUUCAACAAGACCAUUUUCGACAUCAUACGAAAAGCCCCAGAUGCACCAGUUUACCUCCACUUCAUUGGCUGGGUGUAUUUGUGGGCAGCCAUAAUUCACUGGAUUACUGCAAUCCUUAAUUGGUGCAAUUUUCUUCGUUAUGUUACACUUUUCUCUUGCGAUACCUUUGGCUUCUACGUUUCAUGGGUUUACCUCCAGUAUGGUAUCCAAGUUCUCACCCGACAAUUCAGAGACGCCGAUCAGAGCGGUAAUCAACUUGGCGCACUCGUUUCAAUAAUCCUUGCCAUCCUCAUGCUCGUCGUCUCCUUCCUUUUCCAAAGCAUGUCUGAAAAGACGUUCUUUCAUCGCCACGUCCGCCGCUUCCUCGCAGACUAUGGAAUGCCAAUAUCCCUUGUAGCCACCUCCGCGAUGGCCUAUUGGGGACGAUUCAAUUUAGCCAAUCCAACUACACUACCCGUCGGAAAAGCCUUCCAACCCGCUGGUGGUCGUGAAUGGCUCGUCAAGUUUUGGGAACUGGAUGGAAAAUGGGUGGGGAUCGCCCUCCCGUUUGGAAUUGUGCUGUGGAUUCUGUUCUUCUUCGAUCACAAUGUCUCGUCAUUGAUGGCCCAAGGCUCUGAGUUCCCUCUUAGCAAACCACCAGGUUUUCACUAUGACUUCUUCCUCCUCGGAAUUACGACCUUUAUCUCUGGCUUGCUCGGAGUGCCAGCUCCGAAUGGUCUGAUUCCUCAAGCCCCAAUUCAUACCACGUCCCUCGUAGUCACUAAGCGGAGGAAAGACGAGAAGAGCGAGAAGCAUCCCGAACUGGACCCGAUUUGGCGUGAAGAGCCUGUAGCUGUCGUCGAGCAGCGUGUUUCCAACCUUGCUCAGGGAUCGCUGUGUCUCGUUCUAUUAACUGGACCGUUCCUGCAUGUAUUGAACUUGAUUCCAAGAGGUGUUUUGGCGGGACUUUUUUGGUUUAUGGGCGCUGAUGCCCUUCGUACCAACGGCAUCACUCAAAAGAUCUUCUACCUCAUACGAGACAGAAAGCUCACGCCUCAGAAUGAUCCACUUAGACGAGUCCGUAAAUCAAGAUUGAUCCUAUUCAUUGCGAUCCAGCUAGUAGGAUUUGGAGCGACUUUUGCUAUCACACAGACGAUCGCUGCUAUCGGAUUUCCGCUCAUCAUUAUGUUGUUAAUUCCUCUCCGCGCUGUUAUCAUUCCUCGCCUUCCGUUUACCGAUGAGGAGUUGGCGAUAUUAGAUGGGCCGACCGCUUCACCUUUCACGAUGGAGAGUGUUGGAGGCACCAGAUAACUUAAAUGUCAGUUAUUACAAACCCGCUUUAUGGACCAUGUGCUGCCGUCGACUUCACCGUUCACAAAAUCCUUGUAUCAUCCCUAACUUACUUUUGCUCAUUAUUCAAGGUUUCUGUCCCAAGAAGCCCGGCAGAUUCUCCAGAGGACUUGAUGGGCGCGUUGAAAUACCACCCCUAAUGCUACUCCUCUGCCACUCA
Molecule: messenger RNA, 2305 nt
Organism: Marasmius oreades (fairy-ring Marasmius)
Lineage: Eukaryota; Fungi; Basidiomycota; Agaricomycetes; Agaricales; Marasmiaceae
Exons: 11
Coding region: 391-2106 (571 amino acids)
Biological process (GO): borate transport; transmembrane transport; monoatomic ion homeostasis
Cellular component (GO): plasma membrane; fungal-type vacuole
Molecular function (GO): borate efflux transmembrane transporter activity; solute:inorganic anion antiporter activity
Source: RefSeq, a predicted model, not a curated record